CGUUUAAUGCGCUGUCCAGCACUUCAGCACCGAGCGCUGAGACAGGAGCGCGGUUUGGGGAAUUCGGUGUCGGAAGAAUUCAGGACGACGGAACCGCAUGCACAAACACCCAGACCAACAGAAACAACAAAGCAAGGCGUCGCCGUGUCUGCUCAACGCACUCAUCACCUGCUACAAGCAGCAUAGUGGGAGCCAAUCAGAGGCCAUGUACGAUGGGGCAAAGGUGCCCUCGCCCCAGGACGGUGCCAACGGGUUGCCCCAGCCUGGGGGGUCCUCCAGCAGGCCCAAGCCCGACGAACCCGGGGUGCAGAAGGCGGAGUCUGCGCUGGUGAAACGGGCUCACAGAGAGAUCCUGGACCAUGAGCGCAAGAGGAGGGUGGAGCUGAAGUGCAUGGAGCUGCAGGAGAUGAUGGAGGAGCAGGGGUACUCCGAGGAGGACAUCAAGCAGAAGGUGGGCACGUUCCGACAGAUGCUGAUGGAGAAGGAGGGCGUGGUCACCAGGGAAGGCUCCAGCGGGUGGCAGACAGUUAAUCACACAACCCACGGCACUGAGGGUAGCAGAGAGUGCCUGAGUCCAGCCGAGGGCUGUGGAGACAACUGUGAUUGCCACAUCGACCGCUACGACAGACACGCAGCCAGUCACAGCGAUUACAGUCCACAGUCAAGAGUGAAGAGGAAAUCAAGCAGCUCGGCCUCUCCUCUGCCAAAGAAGAGGAAGAAGAAGAAACAUAGUCGACGGUUCCACAGCACUUCCCCUCCCCGGAAAGACAAGAAGAAGAAGAGCGGGAGGAAGCACAAGCGAUACAGGUCUGCGUCAGGUUCCAGAAGGAGGCAGCGGCACAGGUCUGGGAGCCCAAAGAACACAAGCAAGGGCAAGAACAAACAGAGAAAGAGGUCCCCCGGGGUCUCUCCCAGCGGGGCAUCACAUCACAGAGGAAGCUGCUGCAGCUCUCUCAGUGCCUCUGGAGACAGACUCUCUCCCGCCUCCAGCAGGCAAAGCUCCAGGCCGCGAGCAGGCAGCCACCGCGCCCGCGGCAGCAGUAGCUCCAGCCCCGGCGGGCCUCCGCCCCUGUCCCCAACCUGCACCUCUGACCCCGCCAAAGUCUGGCAGAACGGGCAUCACCAUGGCAACAGGGCCGGCGGGGACGGCGAGUCCAACAGCCACGCCAAGGGACACAAAUCGCAGGAUAGGAAAUCUCUGAUGGUCCUGGAGUCCCUUUUGGAAGAGCUGACUCUGGUCGUGUUCGCCACCCAGGUGCCUCUCACCCAGCUGCGGGUCUCCAUUUUCACCCCUGUCUCUCACCUCUUCUGCCAUUCUCCACAAACCACCAUCUCUGCAUUUUUCAACAAGAAACUACACAAAAAAAUCAUCCUGCAAGCUGACCUUGAUGGUCAGUCUUCUAAGGCCUUCUUUCUUCUUUUUUUUUUAUUUUUUUUGUUUCUCGAACUUCCCCCACAGAAGAUUGAACCAGUCACAGCUAAUUCAAACCUGCGGGCUUCAGUGUCACCGCAGCAGGAAGGCUCAGUGGUGCAGACUGGGUUACCUGUCCCGCCAGGAGACGCUUCCUCUGGAGACGAGAGACGCCGGGGUGUGAAGCGGUCCCCCUCGUUGUCCUCUGGUAAAAGUGGGGGUCGGAGAAGAGUCACAGCGAGGAGAUCCCGUUCUUCCGGCCACAGCAGUGACUCCCCCCACUCCCACCACAGCCAGGCACAGAGGAACAAAGGGGGGCAUCCGAAAAAGGCGAGAGGCGGCCGCCCAUCCCGCCGGCACCGGCGCAGACGGGCGCGGGCCGGUCACCGGAGCAGCUCGGCGUCCCCCGCGAGGCGCAGCCGGCACACGGGCCGGGGCAGGAAGAGCAGCAGCUCCCGGAGCGGCAGCUACUCCCGUUCCCGAUCCCACACCCCGUCCCGGACCCGAUCUCGCUCCCGUUCCCGAUCUCGCUCCCACCAGCGCAGCAGCAGGGCCGAGUCCCCGCACGGCAGGCAGAAUAACUCCAGGGAGAAGGACAGUGAAGGACACGCUCCGCACACCGACACCGAGGGCAGGUCUCGGCAUCGCUCGCGGACCUACUCCCCCAUCCGAAAGAGGAGGAGUGACUCCCCCAGCUUCAUGGAGGCGAGGAGGAUCACCAGCGCUCGCAAGAGGCCCAUCCCGUAUUACAGGCCCAGUCCAUCCUCCCCCAGCUCUCUGAGCAGCUGCUCCACCAUGCGCAGCUACACCGGGAGCCCCCGCCGCAACCCCAGCAGCUACUACAGCGGAGGCAGCUCGGAGAGGAGCGGCGGCUUCUGAGGGACCACGCCCACCUGCCCCGCCCUGCCAUACCCCACCCACUCUCCCCCCGGACACAGCGUCACCAUGCCCUGCCCGUCCUGAGGCCCUGUGCUCAGGGUUGGAGGAAACUCACUGAGCACUCAGUGGUCCAAAAGGGAUCAAAUCUGGAAUCGACACCAGGCACCAGGAGAUAAGAUCAUCAAACCACCAACAAGUCAGGGGAAGAUGAGAACAGACGGAGUAAAUGUAUGAUGAAUAAAUCUUUCCAUGCUCCUUUCUGCCAGUGCUUAGCCAGCCAUCCUGCUGUAGGAUGAGUGUUUUUAGCUUUGUCUUUUACUUAUAAUGUCCCUUCAGGAGUGCCGUCUCCCUCGAGUUUUAUAUCACUGUGGAGCCAGGAUCACAAAGGGGAAAUGUGUAUUGACUUUACCUCAUUGGUUUAAUGGCCCACAGGCAGGUUGUUUCCAGAUUGAUGUUGAGUCUGAAGAACAAAGCACUGGAUCGGUGGAGCUAAUUUUCUCGUCCCCUGACUCUUUGACUGAGAAUAGAAACAGAUGAGCUCAUAUGAGACAGUUCUGAUUUGACUGAGGCGCUUCUCUCUUUAGAAACCUCCCUCCAACUCAUCUCUGUACCUCCUUUUUUUGAAAGACUGUUCCUCAACACUGACUUCAUUCUGUAUUCUCUCUCUGUCUCUCAUUUCCUCAAAAGUGCUGUCCAGUUUGAAGCAAGCAAAGCAGGGCGAAAUAUAGGCAGAAAUUUUUGUGUCAAAACUAAGGAAAUUUAAAAAUUUGUAAACUGUAGUUCUGCUUCCACAAGAGCAAGAAAAGCAGUCUUUUUUUGUUAUAUUGUCAGAAGCAGGGAGAUCAACUAUCACAAGAACAAAAAAAAAAAAAA
Megalops cyprinoides (Indo-Pacific tarpon) is the source of this 3163-nucleotide messenger RNA. RefSeq names its product serine/arginine repetitive matrix protein 3-like. The transcript is spliced from 16 exons. The coding region runs from base 98 to 2290 and encodes 730 amino acids. The record is from RefSeq and is a predicted model, not a curated record. NCBI's taxonomy places the organism in Eukaryota, Metazoa, Chordata, Actinopteri, Elopiformes, Megalopidae. Gene Ontology annotation, molecular function: mRNA binding.